Molecule: messenger RNA, 3041 nt
Organism: Pyrgilauda ruficollis (rufous-necked snowfinch)
Lineage: Eukaryota; Metazoa; Chordata; Aves; Passeriformes; Passeridae
Gene: HHIP
Product: hedgehog interacting protein
Exons: 13
Coding region: 1-2094 (697 amino acids)
Source: RefSeq, a predicted model, not a curated record
AUGAUGCUCAAGAUGCUGCCGUUUAAGCUGCUGCUGGUGGCCGUGGUUCUGUGCUUCUUCGAGGGGGAUGCCAAGUUUGGGGAGAGCGGCGCCCGGAGGAGAAGGUGCCUCAACGGGACCCCGCCGCGGCGGCUGAAGAAGCGGGACCGGCGGGUGCUGUCCCCGGAGGCGCCGGGCGGCGGGGAGGCGAUGUGCCGCGGCCUCUACCCCCGUCUGUCCUGCUGCUCCCGCUCCGAGGCGCAGGGUCUGCCGCACGCCGAAGCCAAGGUCCUUUCUGUUACCAACAACACAGAAUGUGCGAAGCUACUGGAGGAAAUCAAGUGUGCACACUGCUCACCUCACGCUCAGAACCUAUUCCACUCACCUGAGAAAGGGGAAACUGCUGAAAAAGAGCUAAUGCUUCCCUACCUGUGCAAAGACUAUUGUAAAGAAUUCUAUUACACCUGCAGAGGCCACAUACCAGGUUUCCUCCAAACUACAGCUGAUGAGUUUUGCUAUUACUAUGCAAGAAAAGAUGGUGGUGUGUGCUUUCCAGAUUUUCCAAGAAAACAAGUGCGAGGGCCAGCUUCUAACUCCCUGGACCACAUGGAAGAAUACGACAAAGAGGAAGAGAUCAGCAGAAAACACAAGCACAACUGCUUCUGUAUUCAGGAGGUUGUGAGUGGACUAAGGCAGCCUGUCGGAGCAGUACAUUGUGGGGAUGGAUCCCAUCGCCUCUUUAUCCUUGAGAAAGAAGGAUACGUGAAGAUUUUCACUCCCGAAGGAGACAUACUCAAGGAACCUUUUUUGGAUAUACACAAGCUUGUUCAAAGUGGAAUAAAGGGAGGAGAUGAAAGAGGACUGUUAAGCCUUGCAUUCCACCCCAAUUACAAGAAAAAUGGAAAGCUCUAUGUGUCUUAUACCACCAACCAAGAACGGUGGGCUAUUGGACCUCAUGACCACAUCCUUAGGGUCGUAGAGUACACAGUAUCCAGGAAAAAUCCACACCAAGUUGACAUGAGGACAGCAAGAGUGUUUUUGGAAGUAGCAGAACUACAUAGAAAACAUCUAGGAGGACAGCUGCUGUUUGGCCCAGAUGGUUUCCUAUACAUUUUUCUUGGAGAUGGCAUGAUCACUCUAGAUGACAUGGAGGAGAUGGAUGGUUUAAGUGAUUUUACAGGUUCUGUAUUGCGCCUUGAUGUCAAUACUGACCUGUGCAAUGUCCCUUAUUCCAUCCCACGGAGCAACCCACACUUCAACAGCACCAACCAACCUCCUGAGAUUUUUGCACAUGGACUCCACAAUCCAGGCCGGUGUGCUGUGGACCGGCACCCAACAGAUGUAAACAUCAAUUUAACUAUACUUUGUUCAGAUUCAAAUGGAAAGAACAGAUCUUCAGCAAGGAUCUUACAAAUAAUAAAGGGCAAAGACUAUGAGAGUGAGCCCUCCCUUCUAGAAUUCAAACCAUUUAGCAGCGGCUCCCUGGUUGGUGGAUUUGUGUAUCGGGGCUGCCAGUCGGAGAGGCUCUAUGGAAGUUAUGUGUUUGGAGACCGCAAUGGAAAUUUUUUAACACUGCAACAGAGUCCUGCAACCAAACAGUGGCAAGAGAAACCCCUCUGUCUUGGCAACACUGGCUCAUGUAGAGGCUUCUUUUCAGGCCCUGUCUUGGGAUUUGGAGAAGAUGAAUUGGGUGAGAUUUACAUAUUAUCAAGCAGUAAAAGUAUGACACAGCCUCACAGUGGAAAACUCUACAAGAUCGUUGACCCAAAAAGGCCUUUAGUCCCCGAAGAAUGCAAAAGAACAGCUCAGCCUGCACAGAUACUGACAUCUGAAUGCUCAAGGCACUGUCGGAAUGGGCACUGCACUCCCACAGGAAAAUGCUGCUGUAAUCAAGGCUGGGAAGGAGAGUUCUGCAGAACUGCAAAAUGUGACCCAGCCUGUCGACAUGGAGGUGUCUGUGUAAGGCCCAACAAAUGCUUAUGUAAAAAAGGCUAUCUCGGCCCCCAGUGUGAACAAGUGGACAGAAACAUCCGAAGAGUGACAAGGGCAGGUAUUCUGGAUCAGAUUCUAGACAUGACAUCCUAUUUGCUGGAUCUAACCAGCUACAUUGUAUAGCUUCUGGGACUAUUUGGAAACUCCACUUUCAACGGGCAUUUGUUUUGAAUCCUGUCAUUUUUGAAAGACUGUUAUCCUGCAACAAACACCGGUGAUUUGAUUUACUUUAUUAAUUUAAGUGUAAUGUCCACCAAUGUGCAGAAAAAUCCCCUGUAUGUGUGUAAAUAUUCCUGCAAUACGUGCACACAUACACACGCAGCCGCUAUCAUAAAUACGGUUUUGCAGAGAGUGGAAUCUUUUUUAAUAUUUAUUUCUUCAUGAGAAAUAGUUUACAAAGCAAUUCCACUGUAAAACACAUUUCUGUCAAAGGACUUUCCUGAUGUCUUAAUGGAUUCUUUGACAUCCCAGAAAUCUCGUUCCUGUACCUAUCUGAUCAUAGCAGUGAGAAAGCAGUUUCCAAACAUCGCUGUAUAAACUGCUGGACUUAAUAAAAUCCAGUUGUAACAGUUUCUGAGGUAGACUGAACUCCAUCAUGAGACAAUAUUUCAGAACUGCUUAAUGCAUUCCUAUCUAGGCAAUUCAUUGUAAGACUGUAACCUUCACUUUCAUCAAUGUAACUCUAUUACAGAAUGUUAUUUCUUUAUCUAGCAUAGAUGCAAAAAUCUGGUUAUCGCAGCUUAAUAUCAAGAUUGUUUCAAGUGUUUAAUAAUUAAAUUAUAUUCGCAUAUUUCAAAACCAGUCAUCCUAGAAGGUCUGCUUUUUAUCAUAUAUUUUAUUUAACGAUGGGCACUGGGUUCAUGUUACAUAUUUAUAUUAUUUUAUUUUAUUUUUAUAAUAUAGACAUCACCUAGAUGAGACAGCUUUACCAUGUCCUGUAAAAUACUAAAGUUACAUUUUUCACCAAGGUAAUUGGAAAGACUGGGAAAGAGAGAGCAAACACACACACGCUUCAAUGUGUUGUGGAUCUAAUCUAGAAAUGUACCCUUGUGUCAACUUUGUGUUCAUUU